Molecule: messenger RNA, 2435 nt
Organism: Cynara cardunculus var. scolymus (artichoke)
Lineage: Eukaryota; Viridiplantae; Streptophyta; Magnoliopsida; Asterales; Asteraceae
Product: ABC transporter G family member 3
Exons: 12
Coding region: 136-2310 (724 amino acids)
Cellular component (GO): membrane
Molecular function (GO): ATP binding; ATP hydrolysis activity; ABC-type transporter activity
Source: RefSeq, a predicted model, not a curated record
CUCACACCAGUCCAUUUCGCCUCUUCCCCCUCAGAUCCAGGGUUCUGUAUACUUCACUUUCUUCCAAGAUUGAUUUAAUGGUAUAUCCAAUAGUGUUAUAGAGGGUUAUAUAUUUGGCUAUCAAAGGACGAUAUAAUGGAAGAAAUACAGUCCCAAUCUGAUAACUACAGAUCUUCAUCAUCUUCAGCUAGCAGUCCUGCUAGUAGAGUUCCAUCUAGCAAUUUUUUCUACUUAAGAAAACCAGGUGCUUUAAGACAGCCAAUUUCAUUCGAGGAUUCACCUGAUUGGGAGGAUACAGAUGUGGAGGUUAGGGUGGAAGAGGGUGGGGGGGACUCCAUUAACACCGCCACUGCCCCGGUUUCACCGUCUCUUUCUAAGCUUAAUAGUGGCUCCCUGCCAUCCCCACCAUUGCCGGAGGGUGCAAUUGUAGCAAGAAAGAUUGCAGGGGCUACCAUUGUGUGGAAGGAUUUGACAGUUACUAUAAAGGGUAAACGGAAGUAUUCCGAUCGGGUCAUAAAAAGUUCAAACGGCUACGCUUUACCUGGAACGAUGACUGUAAUCAUGGGCCCUGGAAAGUCAGGGAAAUCAACACUAUUGAGGUCCCUUGCAGGAAGAUUAGAUGAUUCAGCCAAAAUAUAUGGCGAAGUAUUCGUCAAUGGAGCAAAGUCAAACUUGCAAUACGGAUCCUAUGGAUUUGUCGAGAGAAAAGACACACUUAUCGGAUCAUUGACUGUGCGUGAGUUUCUUUACUACUCGGCACUUCUUCAGCUUCCUGGUUUCUUUUAUCAGAAGAAGAGUGUCGUUGAGGAUGCUAUCCUUGCCAUGUCGUUGGGUGAUUAUGCGAAUAAACUCAUAGGUGGCCACUGUUAUAUGAAGGGACUUCCUAGUGGUGAGAGAAGGCGUGUCAGCAUUGCGAGAGAGCUUGUGAUGAGGCCACAAGUCUUAUUUAUAGACGAGCCUCUGUACCAACUCGAUAGUGUUUCUGCACUACUGAUGAUGGUGACGUUGAAGAAGCUUGCGAGCACAGGUUGCACCCUAAUUUUCACCAUUUAUCAGAGUAGCACAGAAGUGUUUGGCCUCUAUGACCGAAUUUGUCUUCUUUCAAAUGGGAACACACUGUUUUUUGGAGAGACACUGGCUUGUUUGCAGCACUUCUCAAAUGCUGGAUUUCCUUGCCCAAUUAUGCAAAGUCCUUCUGAUCAUUUUCUUCGUGCCAUAAACACGGACUUUGACCGAAUUAUUGCGAUGUGCAAAACCUGGCAGGACGACCAUGGGGAUUUUUCAUCAGUUAAUAUGGAUACUGCUGUAGCGAUCCGCACCCUUGAAGAAACAUAUAGAUCUUCAGCUGAUGCAGCAGCGGUCGAGACUAUGAUUCUCAGGCUAACCGAAAGGGAAGGUCCGUCUCUCAAAAGCAAGGGGAAGGCAAGUAGUGCUACAAGGAUAGCAGUCUUGACUUGGAGAUCGUUGUUGAUUAUGUCAAGGGAGUGGAAAUAUUACUGGCUUCGGUUAAUUCUUUGCAUGCUUCUUGCACUAUGUGUUGGCACUGCCUUUUCCGGAUUAGGCCAUUCGUUGUCUUCUGUUGGGACAAGAGUUGCAGCAAUCUUUGUGUUUGUAUCUUUUGCUUCACUCCUAAGCAUUGUUGGGGUACCUGCACAACUGAAGGAGGUCAAGGUCUAUGCUUGUGAAGAUUCAAAUCGACAUUCGGGGGGAGUAGUUUUUUUAUUGGGACAACUCUUUGCGAGUUUUCCGUUCUUAUUUCUAAUCUCCAUUUCGUCGAGUUUGGUUUUCUACUUCCUUGUGGGGCUUCGAAACGAUUUCAGCUUUAUGAUGUAUUUUGUGCUCAAUUUCUUCAUGUGCCUUUUGGUUAAUGAAGGGUUGGUGCUUGUUGUUGCCACCAUUUUGCAAGAUAUGUUCUGGAGUAUCUCAACACUUGUCUUCAUUCAUGUGGCCAUGAUGCUUUCUGCUGGCUAUUUCCGAAUUCGCAGUGCUUUGCCUGGACCAGUAUGGAUGUAUCCUGUAUCCUACAUUGCUUUCCACACUUACUCAAUCCAGGGUCUGUUGGAGAAUGAGUACGACGGAACAUCAUUUGCGGUGGGGCAGGUGAGGACGAUAUCAGGGUAUCAAGCGCUACAUAACGUAUAUGAUGUUUCAGCUGAUGAUGAUUCGAAAUGGAGGAAUCUAGUGAUCCUUUGUGUGAUGGCUGUCGGGUAUCGGGUGGUUGUGUUUCUAUUACUACAUUUUCGUGUGAAGAAGUCGUCGUCUCUAUUUAGAUUUGUGUGUUGUAAACUGAAGAUGAAUGAUAGAAGAUGAAUGAAUAUAUAUAUAUAUAUAUAUAGAUUUAUGUAUGUAUGUAUGUAUGUACUACUAUCUUGCCCUUUUGGGCUGCUGUUGAGAGUGUAUGGGCUUCCUAAUGUAUCUUGGUUACUCCAUUUUUG